CAGAUCGGCUGUCUCCAGAUCCACAUUGAUCUAUCGCAUCUGCAUCGAGCCGCCGCUGCCCGGGCUAGAUCCAGCUGGCCGAGUGCGCUCAACUGCUGCAUCCUCUCUCGCCCACGGUCUGCCACUGAUCAUUUGGAAGCCUUUCGGUCUGCCCUUCCCUCAUCCGCUGCCCCGCUCACCUUGCAUCAACUUCAUCUCGUGCUCAUGACAUCCAUAGCGCAUCGAUCGCUCGCCCAGAUGCGGGCCGGCAGCCCUCUCGUUGGAUUGCUCAAAUCCAGCGCACUACGAACAAUCCCGCACGCUUGCACCGGAUACGCCGCAGCUUCAUCACUCCACAGCACACCCGCCACCUCGGCACCUCGCCCAAAAUCAGCCCCACCCAAGUCAUCCCAGGACUCGGAGCCGUCAUCGAAUUCAUCGUCUCAGGCACCGAGUUCGGGCCAGAAGCGGACCAGAAGUCGCAAGAAAUCCAAGGAAAGCACAAAGCCGAUCGAGCCACCGCCGGUCAUUGGCCAGCCUACCAAUUUCUGGUCCUCUGCCGAGGAUCUCAAACUACUCGAGGGCCUGAGCCAGUUCGGCCCCAACCGCCUGGCCGACAUUCGAGCAGCGUACUUUCCGCAGUAUACGCUCGGCUCCCUGCAGGUCAAGCUGCGCAAUCGGCUGCUUCCGCGGCUCUAUGCCAGCCGGCAUCAGCUAUGGACCGAGGAAAUGGACCAGAAGCUGCUCGAUGCCGUCAAAAAGUACGGCAAGAGCUCGUGGCUGCUGAUCUCGGAGGAGCUUGGGUUCUGCACAGGCAAGCAGGCCCAGAAGCGCUACUUCACCAUCUCUCCGGAGCGGGUGCGGGCCAUAUGGACGCCCGAGGAAGACAAGACCCUCGUCGAGGCCUUCCAGAACGCCCGGGGCAAACGGGGCAUCUCCGUCUUUAUCGCCAACAAUAUCUUGACCCACCGCAGCCCGUACGAUGUCAACGAGCGGUGGAAGGUCCUUCGCAGUUCGCUGCGUCCUGGCGACAACACCGUCACCGACUCGCACGUCAAAGAAACGCUCACGGAGAUGACCAAAGACGAUGCCUCCGCGACGAUGAUGGCCACGCCCGUCAGCGACAAGAUCUGGUCCGAGGACGACGACAACCGUCUCAUGGAGGCCUAUGUCAGCGCAUCCGAGUAUCUGAGGCAAAUCGGCAACACCAGCUAUCUGGGCGCCCGCGAGUCCUCCAUCUACCAGGUCAUCCGCGCCGGUCUCUUUCCGGACCUGACCUGGCAGACGCUUAGACAGCGGAUCUAUCUGCUAUUCUACGUCCCCGCCAACUCGAUCGUCCUGCGCCUGUCGUCCAAGGUCAUCCACGACAUUGUCUACGCUACGUGCAUCCUCGGCCACAGCAACAGCCGGGUUGCCGAGUCGCUCGGCUGGGACGAGGCGUAUCUCGACAAGGUUCUGCACGAGCUCUGGUACUCCAAAAGUCCGAUCUACACUGUUGGCUGCGGCACCUCCAUCCCAAAUGCCACAGACUGGACGACGCCAUACGAUGAUGAAGCCAUCCUGGAGGCCCUCGAUUCCGAUACGGGUCUGCGUCCGCCGCUGCUGCAGCUCUGUCGCCGACUCGGCCACAUGAAGGUCUUCCAUCUAGCCAACCGAAUCAACUUUCUCUCGAACCGCAAUUUCGAGCACUGGAACGAUAAGGACGACGAGGCUCUGUACCAAGGCCUGCUCAAGUACGACACGAAAUUCGGCGACAUUGCCCAGCACAUGUUUCGGCGGCGAUUCAAGGCUCUGCAUGUCAAGCUGCGAUAUCGACAUUUGCUACUCAACGGAUUCCUUCAGCGGCGGGCAGACCAAGAUGACUUGGCCGAAUCGAAGCAUGAGGUGCGGGCUCCCGAUCUUCCCGAAAGCCUCGCUGACGAUCAGGGUGGUCGCGAGUGAUGUAUUGGGGCCCACGAGCCUCGACAUAUGGGGUAUGCGUCGGGUCAAGUUCUUUGGGGGGCUCGCUGAACGGCGAGCACGGUCGCUUUCGGGUCGUCAAUACAGGCAACACACCGUUUAAGAAGUGUGACCAUAUCAGCAAGAGGCACUUCACAUCACUCACAAAGGCAAUUACGAAACACGGGACACUCCCC
Messenger RNA from Polychytrium aggregatum, 2114 nucleotides. RefSeq lists its product as uncharacterized. Gene Ontology annotation, molecular function: DNA-binding transcription factor activity, RNA polymerase II-specific; RNA polymerase II cis-regulatory region sequence-specific DNA binding. Bases 205 to 1920 code for a protein of 571 amino acids. Gene Ontology annotation, cellular component: nucleus. The transcript has a single exon. The record is from RefSeq and is a predicted model, not a curated record. Lineage: Eukaryota; Fungi; Chytridiomycota; Chytridiomycetes; Polychytriales. Gene Ontology annotation, biological process: regulation of DNA-templated transcription.